Messenger RNA from Priapulus caudatus, 1854 nucleotides. RefSeq names its product arylsulfatase-like. Lineage: Eukaryota; Metazoa; Priapulida; Priapulimorpha; Priapulimorphida; Priapulidae. The coding region runs from base 1 to 1560 and encodes 519 amino acids. Gene Ontology annotation, molecular function: arylsulfatase activity. The record is from RefSeq and is a predicted model, not a curated record. The transcript is spliced from 7 exons.
AUGCACGUAAACAGUGAGUUUUACGUACUACUAGCAGUGCUAGUCGCCGCGUUCUCGUACGUCGCUAGCUCGACAUGCAGCGACAGCCGACCAAACAUAGUUCUCAUACUAGCCGACGACAUGGGCUGGGGCGACCUGUCCGUAUAUGGUCACCCAUCCCAGGAGUGGGGCCGUAUAGAUCAGAUGGCUGCGGAAGGCAUGAGGUUUACUAAUUUCUACAGUGCCUCCAGCAUGUGUUCCCCAAGCAGAGCGUCUAUCCUGACAGGGAGAGUUCCACCGAGGACAGGUGUGUGGAACGCAAACUAUUCUAGCAUAUCUCUCUUCGGACCCAUGGAUUCAACAGGAUUACCUGCCGAAGAGCUGACUAUAGCUGAGGUGCUGAGAGAAGCCGGCUAUCGCACGGGCAUGGUCGGCAAAUGGCACCUAGGAACGAAUCAGUAUAACUCGUCUGAUGGUGUUCACCUGCCGCAUCACCAUGGCUUCGACUACGUCGGUACGUCACUACCAUUCUCGAUGACGUGGCACUGCGACGAACAUCAGAUUCACAUUCCCAAGCCGCCUCCAUUCUGCUUCCUCUACAGAGGCGCGGAGCUGGUGCAGCAACCGAUAGACAUGCAUCACAUGACCGAAUCGAUCGUAGAAGACGCCGUCAGCUUCAUCGAAGAUAACGUUGAUCGGAAAUUCUUCCUCUAUCUGUCGCUGACUCACACUCACAUAGAUCUCACCGUCACUCCGAGAUUCCACAAGUCCUCCGCUAGAGGCAGGUACGGUGACAACGUUAAUGAGAUGCAGUGGGUAGUAGGGACGGUCCUCGAUACGCUACAGUCACGCCAUCUACAAGAGAAUACUCUCGUCUUCUUCGUUUCUGACAACGGUCCCGAUGUUAAUAUAUGCGAGGAAGGCGGUUCCCCCGGUAUACUACGGGGUGGUAAAGGUAAAACCUGGGACGGGGGAAUCCGCGUGCCUGCUGUAGCGUAUUGGCCAUGUCGCAUUCAGGCCGGCCACACAUCUAAAGCUAUCCUCAGCACCACUGAUCUGCUGCCAACGUUCGCCGAGCUAGCACGCAAACAGCUGCCUACCGACAUAACGAUAGACGGAAAGAGCAUGAGUAGCGUUUUGUUUGACGGCAGCGCCACCUCUCAUGAGAUUCUCUACUUCUAUUGUGCCGACGUCUUAAUGGCGGUGCGAUACGGAAACUACAAGAUCCACUUCCGGUCUCAGAGCGUCAGUCCGCCAGAGUACUAUGACGACGACUCGACUUGCGUCAAUGGCGUGCCUCAGGACUUCCCCUUCCUUUGUUAUGACUGCGAGGGCGACUGCGUGACGUCACACGACCCUCCGCUGUAUUUCGACAUUGAGAAUGAUCCCGGGGAAAGAUGGCCGCUGGGGGAAAAUAAGAUUCCUGAGGAGGUGUUAUUGAGGGUGGCGUCGCUAGUGUUUGAGCACAAGAAGGGCAUGGUUGCGAGAUCAGCAGAGAUCGGAUCCGAGCCGCUAGACCCUAGUCUGCAGCCAUGCUGCAACCCACCAGCAUGCACUUGUAACUACCCCGGUAAGAUAUGACGCAUGGAUGGUGAAUAUGAUGCAUGGAGUCCCCCUUGUCCACUGACCUCUAUAUACUAGCUGUUAGUAUAAUAUAGAGAUGACACUGCCACUAGUAUAUCCGUGACGCAAGCCCGUGUAUUUUGCCGCUCUACCGGGAGAAAUAAUUAUGAAGCGCACAUUUCAGCAUUGUUUGUAAUUAAGACAGUAACAUGGUUGUGGUGUGUAUACGGUGUAACAAUAAAAUAGUUAUAGACUGUGUAUGUUACGCGGGUGUGUAACUACCUUUAAUAUCAAUUAGUUUUUUUAAAUCUU